Messenger RNA from Mercurialis annua (annual mercury), 624 nucleotides. RefSeq names its product leucine-rich repeat extensin-like protein 3. The transcript has a single exon. Bases 75 to 575 code for a protein of 166 amino acids. Lineage: Eukaryota; Viridiplantae; Streptophyta; Magnoliopsida; Malpighiales; Euphorbiaceae. The record is from RefSeq and is a predicted model, not a curated record.
UUUUCUUCUUCCCUACACACACUCCAUUACCAAAUACUAUUUGAUCAAUCAAAAAUCCUCUGUUAGGUUUUAAAAUGAAAAUAUUCUUAUUUUCAUCGUUCUUGAUUUUUCUAAUCAAUUUCACUUCAUUAACAACGUCAUCAAGAACAACGGCUAUUUCCAAAGAUCAAAUAUCAUGCACAAUGUGCUCCUCAUGUGACAAUCCAUGUCAACCUUUGCCCUCUCCUCCGCCUCCAGUUUACAUUCCUCCUCCGCCUCCUCCACCGUCGCCAGCUGUUGUCUCGGAUUGCCCGCCGUCCCCAGAAUCACAAAGUCCAGAUACGUAUUACUAUUCCCCGCCACCUCCAUCAGAGUCUACUAAUGUUUACCCGCCACCUCCGCCUGCAAACGGUGCAGGUGAAUUUUACCCGCCGCCAAACUACGGAAAUUAUCAAGCGCCUCCGCCGCCGAACCCAAUACUACCUUACUUUCCUUUCUAUUAUCACAACCCGCCGCCGUCUUCUUUGAGUUCAUAUUUGGAAAUUCGUUCUGAUUUAUUUUUUAGUAUUCUUUUUGUUUUCUCUAUUAUUUUAUGAAUUUAAUAUUUCAAUUAACAAUUAGAGAAAUACUAAUACCUCUUCAAGG